Molecule: messenger RNA, 768 nt
Organism: Dracunculus medinensis (Guinea worm)
Lineage: Eukaryota; Metazoa; Nematoda; Chromadorea; Rhabditida; Dracunculidae
Source: the annotation of a GenBank genome assembly
UUGUUCAGCUUUCAGUUAUUUGAGCCGAUUUCGUGCACAUACACGUAUAUUCUAGCAUGCGCAUCAACUCGAAAAACUGUUAUCAUCGAUCCUGUCCUAGAAACUGUUGAAAGAGACGCUAAGCUUAUACAAGAGUUGAAUUUAAAGCCACUUUAUGCAGCAAAUACACAUGUACAUGCCGAUCAUAUUACUGGUUCUGGAGAGCUAAAACGAAUCUUUCCUCGGAUGAAAUCUGUUCUGUCUAAACAUAGUGGUGGAGUGGCUGAUAUGUUUGUAGAUGAUGGUGAUUUAUUGCUUUUUGGCGAUCAGAAUUUGGAAAUUCGUGCUACUCCUGGUCAUACAGAUGGUAAUAUUUUUCUACUUUUCUACUAUUGGUGGAAUCAAGUUUUUAGCUAUAUAUUUCAUCCUUUGAAAAAAGUAUUUACUGGAGACGCUCUUCUGAUUCGAGGUUGUGGUCGAACUGACUUUCAACAAGGGAAUUCAGCGGCACUUUACGAAGCAAUCCACAAGAAGAUUUUCGUUUUGCCCGACGAUUUUGAAAUUUAUCCUGGGCACGAUUAUAAGGGAAUUCUUAUGUCUACAGUUGGCGAAGAGAAGAAAUAUAAUCCUCGUUUAACGAAACCAUUGAAGGAAUUCGUUGAAAUCAUGGACAAACUUAAUCUUGGGCCUCCUAAGCAGAUCGAUAAAGCGGUUCCAGCAAACAAGGUCUGCGGAGUUUAUGAAUUAAUGGAUGAUAUCAUAAGACAAAAAAUAUGGCCAAAUAAAUGA